Molecule: messenger RNA, 402 nt
Organism: Gilbertella persicaria
Lineage: Eukaryota; Fungi; Mucoromycota; Mucoromycetes; Mucorales; Choanephoraceae
Exons: 4
Coding region: 1-402 (133 amino acids)
Source: RefSeq, a predicted model, not a curated record
AUGAAUACUGUCUCUUUUUCAAAGUUUAAAGACUGUCUAGAUAUCUGGUCCAAACAAAACGAAAAGGGGACACAAUGCUUGACACAACAAGAACUUGGCCAACCUUCUACCGAGUUAGAAGAAAUUGUAAACAAAUUACGACAGGCCUUAGAUACUAUGCUCGAAGAAUAUGUAGCAAUAGUAAGCCAAUUGGGCUUAGAAGAAACACUAGAGCAAGUUUCAGCUGAAAAUAUACCCAGUCAAGUUAUUUUGAUGAGAAACUGUGUUAAUAUGUACGACCAAGAAUUUAUGGUAAAAGCAAGCUUUGCAACACAGCAGCAUUUAUAUGGAAGUAUCGCAUUAUGGAAAUCAGAGUCUUAUUUAGAUGAUGAAGUACAACAACAAAUAAAGCAGCUCAAUUAA